Nematolebias whitei (Rio pearlfish) is the source of this 1275-nucleotide messenger RNA. It is a transcript of the gene abhd2b, whose product is annotated as abhydrolase domain containing 2, acylglycerol lipase b. Gene Ontology annotation, biological process: medium-chain fatty acid catabolic process; sperm capacitation; acylglycerol catabolic process. Lineage: Eukaryota; Metazoa; Chordata; Actinopteri; Cyprinodontiformes; Rivulidae. The record is from RefSeq and is a predicted model, not a curated record. Gene Ontology annotation, cellular component: sperm plasma membrane; sperm flagellum. Gene Ontology annotation, molecular function: acetylesterase activity; monoacylglycerol lipase activity. The transcript is spliced from 9 exons. Bases 1 to 1275 code for a protein of 424 amino acids.
AUGUGUGUCGUCGAGAGCGUUGACUUGCACGCCUUCGGCACCGAGCUGCCAGCCAUGUUUGACGGCAUGAAGUUGGCUGCGGUGGCUGCGGUCCUCUACAUCGUCGUCCGCUGGUUAAACCUAAAGAGUUCCACAGCUCCACCGGGGAUCAGCUUCCAGGACUCGCCGCUCAGUCGCUACCUGCUCAAGUCCUGCCCCAUGCUGACCAAAGAAUACGUUCCUCCUCUGCUGUGGGGGAAGAGUGGUCAUCUCCAGACUAUUCUGUAUGGCAAGAUGGGGCGUGUCAACACUCCAACACCCUGCGGGCUUCGCAAAUUCCUCCCAAUGCAGGACGGAGCCACAGCAAGCUUUGACCUCUUUGAAGCUCUCGGAGAGCACAGCACAGCAGAUGACAUUACCAUGGUAAUCUGCCCUGGGAUUGGUAACCAUAGCGAGCAGAACUACAUUCGGACCUUUGUGGAUUACUCCCAGCGGCAUGGUUACCGCUGUGCCGUCCUUAAUCACCUGGGAGCUUUGCCUAACGUGGAGCUCACCUCGCCGCGCAUGUUCACCUAUGGUUGCACUUGGGAGUUUGGGGCCAUGGUGGACUACAUCAAACGAGCUUUCCCCCAGACUCUGCUGGUGGUGGUGGGCUUCAGUCUGGGAGGAAACAUUGUCUGUAAGUUCCUCGGAGAAAAGAGAUCCAACCAGGACCGAGUGCUGUGCUGUGUUAGCGUCUGCCAGGGAUACUGCGCGCUCAGUGCCCAGGAAACAUUCCUUCAGUGGGACCAGUGUCGACGGCUUUACAACUUUGCACUGGCAGCCAAAAUGAAGAGGCUCAUUCUAUCACAUAGAAGCAGUUUGUUGGGCUUGGCGUCCAGCAGCAUUGAUGACGCAGACUUUAACAAACUGUGUGCAGCCACGUCUCUGGAGCAGAUCGACGACAGCAUAAUGAGGAAAUUUCACGGCUAUAGCACCUUGAGGGAGUUCUAUGAGAAAGAGAGCUGCGUGCACUACAUUCACAACGUGUCUGUCCCUCUCCUCCUGGUAAACUCUUUAGAUGAUCCACUUGUUCAUCAGGCUCUUCUGGAUAUUCCACGCAGACUUGCAGAUAAGAUGUCCAACGUAAUGUUUGUCCUGACCCAGCACGGAGGACACAUGGGCUUCUUUGAAGGAGACGUGCUUUUCCCGCAGCCCCUCACUUGGAUGGACAAGGCCAUCGUGGAGUACGCUAACGCCAUUUGCCAGUGGGAGAAGAAGGGCAGGUCAGCCAGACGAGGAGUAACGAGGAAAUGA